CGUCGAGGGCAUCUUUCACACCUCUCUUCUCAUAGGCAUUUCUCAUUUCUGAAACUGGUCACACAUACGGCUGGGCUUUUUGAAUUUCUGCCUGGAUUCCCUCGUGUUAGGAAGUACCACACACAGACUGAUCAACUCCAUCAAGAAAUAUGAAUGGCUCCCAGGUCUGCCUCUUGCUGUACUGUGUGGUACUCAUGGGAACAUCAGUACUUGCUAAUGACGGUAAAAUGAAAAAUGAAACUGAAAAGGGAGCUGGGGCUAACCAUAACGCAACCAUGGGACCUUCUGGAACUACACAUUUAACACAAUUUAACAGUUCAACACAUUUUCAGUCAGAAUCAACAACACCAGCUACCCUCAACACCAGAGAAACAUCUGGAACCAAUAGCCCAGUGAACACCAACAACACACCAUCCAGAGCCAACACCAAACCUAGUGCCUACCCUCCACUUAAGGCCAAAACCAGCCCCACGUUCAGCCCCUGCCGCAGCUCUGACUUUCUGUUGGAUAAGAAGGAGGCCACCAUCCUGCUGAUUGUGACAGGUGCCCUGGUGGUCCUGUGUGCCAUCCUGCUAGUCUCCACAGUGGUGCUGUCAUGCCAUGUGUGCUGCCUGAAGCGCCAGCCCCGCAUCAGCAGCCGCCCCACCCGCAGCAACAUAGACCUGGUGAGUGGUACUGGGUACUGGGGCACUGGCCAGAGGACCAAGGAGAGGCCUGACUCUGAGCCCGGUGAGACCAGCCUGAUGAUGGCAGAGCUCAGACAGACCCAGGAGGGGGAGAACGGCAAGACAGACAAGGGGCAAGGGGAAAAUGAGAUGGCGAAAGAUACACCCAAGAAGGAAAAGAAGGAAGCCACGGAAAAUGGGGUGGCAGCAGCUGCAAACCCUAGCCAGGGGAGCCCAGUCACUACCACCACCAAACAGCCUGCAGAGCCCUCUGACCCCACAGCCACAGCAGUCUCUCCCCAAUCACAAGCCUCUAGCGAGGUUGUGGUGGUGGUGGGGUGAGGGCUCUCACAUGGUGACCUUGGACCAGAAACAAGCUCAAACCACUGGUCAAACUGUCCUCAGAUGAUGGGAACAGCACAGUUUUAUACGACAGCUUCUAUUGGCAUGCUGUAAAGAGAUUUGCUUUUGCACUGAGUGUUUGCUUAGAGUGAUUGUGUGGUUUUGUAUUUUAUGCUCGCAUUCUCAUUCAAAACUUGAAAUAAUGAAAUAAUUACCAUUAUGACCAUGUCUAUACAAAUUAAUGUACCACAAGAAGUUGAAUAUCAUGUGAAUUUUUAAUAUUUGUAUGAAUUUGUAUUUGUGUAACAAAAAUGGUUAUAAGUUCAAAUGUAUAGCCAUCAUCAGUGUCACUGAUAAGAGGAAAUGACUCCUGUUUGGUCUAGUGGUUGUAUCACAGCUUGCUUGUUGUCACAAUUCAUCUGCCAUUUCCCUCACUUCUCCAUUUUUAGACAUUCUAAAUUCUGCAAAAUGACAAAACAGAACCAACCAGCACUAAACUGUAGUAUCAGCUUAAGUAGACCAUUUAAAGGAACUGUUUAAGCCACAAACCUCUUCCAGAAACACUCCCACAAUGUUUUCCUACAAGUCAACAUCACUUCCUUGGUGUUUUCGAAACAGUAAAGAAGAGUUCAAAUGUUUCUGCUCUAGCUUUAUCUGCCCUUCCGUUUCCAAGCCUUUGAAACAGUAAAGAAGAGUUCAAAUGUUUCUGCUCUAGCUUUAUCUGCCCUUCCCUUUCCAAGCCUUUGAAACAGUAAAGAAGAGUUCAAAUGUUUCUGCUCUAGCUUUAUCUGCCCUUCCGUUUCCAAGCCUUUGAAACAAUAAAGAAUUAGGACACUUCCUGAGUGUUUCUCUGCUACAGUGUGUCUGAGAGACAGCUAAUUGCAUGUGAGUGUGAAUGUGGAUGAAUUACAGAGAGGGGGAGAGCAAGGCUGGGCAUUAGUAAGCAGUGUGUCUGUGAGGCAGUACCACCUGUUUUCACUGACCAGAGAGGGGAACUACAACAAAGCAGCAUAAUACCACAUUCAAAACUGCUACACCGCCACCGAUCCGUUUUAUCCUCUCAGAUAUUUAUUCAUCUACUUACGGCUGACAACAUGAUGAACGUGUGGAUGUACUGCAUGUCAAGUCUAAAACGGGUUGUCCGUGAAGAGGGCAUAAUACUGACUACUAACAAUUUCAAACCAAAAGUCAAAUGUUAUCCAUUACUGCAAUACGUACAGGGGGUACAUAACUA
Messenger RNA from Oncorhynchus gorbuscha (pink salmon), 2241 nucleotides. RefSeq lists its product as uncharacterized. The transcript has 2 exons. Lineage: Eukaryota; Metazoa; Chordata; Actinopteri; Salmoniformes; Salmonidae. The coding region runs from base 150 to 1007 and encodes 285 amino acids. Gene Ontology annotation, cellular component: membrane. The record is from RefSeq and is a predicted model, not a curated record.